Messenger RNA from Quercus lobata, 3294 nucleotides. RefSeq lists its product as uncharacterized. The transcript is spliced from 2 exons. The coding region runs from base 1 to 3294 and encodes 1097 amino acids. The record is from RefSeq and is a predicted model, not a curated record. Gene Ontology annotation, molecular function: nucleic acid binding; zinc ion binding. NCBI's taxonomy places the organism in Eukaryota, Viridiplantae, Streptophyta, Magnoliopsida, Fagales, Fagaceae.
AUGCCACCUCGCAGUAAAAACACUGGGAACACUCCCAACAACUCUGGCAAUGGUAGGAAUCAGCAAGAUGUGAACCGAGACUGUAGGCACAACCAAGGCCAGCCACCAGAGAUGAUCCAGAUGAUGCAGACCUUGGUUGGAGUGGUCCAACAACAGGUCACUACUGGAGAUAACUUGGCUAGGAUGAUGGAGCAACGCCGAGGUAAUCAUGGUGGGAUGAUUGAAUUCAAGAGGUUGUCUCCUCCAACUUUUGAGGGGACUAUUGAGCCUAUGGAAGCAGAAAAAUGGAUCAUUGAGAUGGAGAAAGUAUUUAGAGUUCUUGAAUGCUCUGAGGGUGAGAAAGUGGCUUAUGCAGCUUAUAUGUUGCGUGGAGAUGCUUAUGACUGGUGGCGGCUAGAAGAAGAAAAACGUGGCCAAGAGACUGAGCCUUGGACUUGGGAGCUAUUUAAGUCUGUAUUCUAUGAGAAAUAUUUUCCUAAGAGCAUCCGCUUUCAGAAAGAAAAAGAGUUCAUCAAGCUGACACAAGGUAACAUGACAGUUGCUCAAUAUGAAGCAGAAUUUUCCAGGUUAGCCAAAUUUGCUCCGACAAUGGUGGCGGAUGAAGAAGCUAAGGCUCGAAGGUUUGAAGAUGGAUUAAGGUUUCGAAUUAAGCAAGGAGUUGUGCCCUUUGAGUUGACUACCUUUAGGGCGGUGGUGAGUAAGGCUUUACUAGUGGAGAUGGGGCUUAAUGAGGCUCAAACAGAUAGAGAUAAUAGCCAGAAGAAGAGGCCUAGGCAAGGAGAGCAAAGCUCCAGCUUUCAAGCCAAGAAACAAGGAACACAACGUGCUGAUACCAAGGCGCUGCCAAAGUGCUCUCGAUGUGGUAGGCCUCAUGCAGAUAAGGAUUGCCACUGGAAUACUGGAGCAUGUUUCUCAUGUGGACAAAGGGGUCACAGGAUUGCUGAGUGUCCCCAACGGAAGGAGGUUCAGACCACCCCAAGACCAACAACAGGACAGAAACAGGGAGCAAGCCAAAAACCCAAGAUCCAAGGAAGAGUUUAUGCACUCACUCAACAAGAUGCUAAUAUUUCUAAUGCUGUGGUAACAGGUAUUAUUCCGGUUUCCACAACUUAUGCUUAUGCAUUGUUUGAUCCUGGUGCCACUCACUCCUUUAUAUCUUCUAAUUUUGCAAAGAAACAUAAUUUUAAAUUUGAGCCUAUGGAGUCUGAAUUAUGUGUGGAUACCCCAGUUGGGGGUGUAGUAGUCACUGAUAGUGUUUGCAAGUCUUGUGUUGUCAAAAUAGCAGAUAGAGAAUUACUAGCAAAUUUAACACUGCUGGAGAUGCGGGAUUUUGACAUGAUCUUUGGGAUGGAUUGGUUGGCUGCACAUUAUGCCAUGGUUGAUUGUCAUAGGAAGAAGGUAAUUUUCCAAGUACCUGGCGAGAUUGAGUUCUGUUUUGUGGGAAGUGGGGCAUAUACUUCUCCACGAGUGAUUUCAGCUUUACAAGCUAGACGUAUGAUGAAGAAAGGGUGUAAAGGAUAUCUGGCCACUGUGAGAGACACACAACAAGGUGAAUUGAAGCUGGAGGACAUUCCUAUAGUGAGAGAGUUCCCAGAUGUGUUUCCAGAAGACUUGUUAGAGUUACCACCAGAUAGGGAGAUAGAGUUUUCUAUUGACCUAUUACCAGGUUCUAGCCCAAUUUCUAAAGCCCCAUACCGGAUGGCACCUGCUGAGUUAAGGGAAUUAAAAGCACAGUUGCAAGAGUUGCUUGACAAAGGCUUCAUCAGGCCUAGUGUAUCCCCUUGGGGUGCACCUGUGUUGUUUGUAAAGAAAAAGGAUGGGAGCAUGAGGCUCUGCAUUGAUUAUAGGGAGCUGAAUAAGGUGACAGUGCGAAAUAAGUACCCUUUACCAAGGAUAGAGGAUUUGUUUGAUCAACUCCAAGGAGCGCAGGUUUUCUCUAAGAUUGACCUUCGUUCCGGUUACCAUCAAUUGAAGAUUAAGACUGUUGAUGUGCCCAAGACAGCCUUCCGUACAAGAUAUGGUCAUUAUGAAUUUUUGGUGAUGCCUUUUGGCUUAACCAAUGCACCGGCAGCCUUUAUGGACUUGAUGAAUAGGGUGUUCAAACCCUUCUUAGAUAAAUUUGUUGUAGUAUUUAUUGAUGAUAUCUUGAUAUAUUCCAAGAGUGUGGAGGAGCAUGAGAAUCACUUGAGGCUUGUACUGCAACUAUUGCAGGAGAGGAAGUUGUAUGCAAAGCUUAAAAAAUGUGAAUUUUGGCUAGACAGUGUUGCAUUCCUUGGGCAUGUUGUAUCUAAAGAUGGGAUUGCUGUUGACCCUAAGAAAGUGGAAGCAGUAGUUGAAUGGAAUAGACCGAAUAGUGUGACAGAGAUUCGUAGCUUUUUGGGACUGGCUGGUUAUUACAGGAGGUUUGUUGAAGGAUUUUCUCACUUAGCCAUGCCUUUGACUCGCUUGACCCAAAAGGGAGCUAAGUUUGAGUGGACCAAAAACUGUGAAGAAAGCUUCCAGGAAUUAAAGAGAAGGUUAGUGUCAGCACCCAUUCUCACCAUACCUUCAGGUAGUGGAGGCUUCACCAUUUAUAGUGAUGCCUCUAGGAAAGGCUUGGGGUGUGUUCUUAUGCAGCAUGGGAAGGUAGUGGCUUAUGCCUCUAGACAGUUGAAGCCUUAUGAGCAAAAUUAUCCCACACAUGACUUGGAGUUAGCUGCGGUGGUUUUUGCUCUAAAAAUUUGGAGGCACUAUUUGUAUGGAGAACAGUGUGAGAUAUUCACUGACCACAAGAGCCUCAAGUACCUCUUUACUCAAAAAGAGUUGAAUAUGAGACAAAGAAGGUGGUUGGAGCUAUUAAAGGACUAUGACCUGACUAUUAGUUACCAUCCUGGAAAAGCCAAUGUGGUAGCUGAUGCCUUAAGUAGGAAGUCUGCAGGAAAUUUGGCAGCAUUCUGUGAUACAUCAGUAACUCUAGCUGCAUAUGAAUCAGCUGCUAUCCUCAACAACUACAACUGUAUCCUUAACACCCAUAAUAGCCUUGAGGGGCCUAUACCGCAUGGAAAACAAUUUGACACAUUUCAGAAUGUUUCAUAUGAGGGUAAUUCAGAACUAUGUGCAAAGCCAUUGUCGAAUAAAUGUGAAAAUUUUGACUCUUCCCUGCAUCCACCUUCAACCUUCAAGGAGUAUCAAGACUCAAAUUCUGCAUUUGAAUUUGAUUGGAAAGUUUUUGUGAUGGGAUAUGCAUGCGAACUGGUGGUAGGAGUUUUUAUCGGACAAAUUGUGGGCGAGCACGCACUUAUUUUCUUCUUUUGA